AUGGGUGAUGAGAUUACUUACACAACUGUGAGAUUCCAUAAAUCUUCAGACUUGCAGAAUCGAGGAAGGGCUGAUGAGACACAAGGGCCCAGAGAAGCUGGCCACAGAGAAUCUUCAGUCCCUUGGCACUUCAUUGCAAUACCUCUUGCAAUCCUUUGUUCCAUUCUGCUGGUGACAGUUGCAGUGUUGGUGACACACAUUUUCCAAUAUAGUCAAGAAAACCAUGAACUACAGAAAAAUCUAAACAACCCCAAUCAAAGGAAUAUCACCAUGCAAAAUAACAGCUGCUUGAAUGAAACUUUGAGAAGUAAGUCUACAGGGUGUGAUGACUUCAAACAUCAGAAGGAACCAGACACUCUCAAUAGAAAACAGAACCGAUGCUGUGGGAAAACUAAGGUUGUUUUUGAUUGUGUGCAGCACACAGGAAAACCAGUUGAAGGACACUUGUUCUGCUGUGGCAUAAAAUGUUAUUAUUUCAUCAUGGAUGAUAAACCCUGGAGUGGAUGUAAACAGACCUGCCAGGACUGCAGCUUAUCCCUUUUGAAGAUAGAUGAUGAUGAUGAACCGAAGUUCUUACAGUCCCAGCUUACUACAAACAGAUACUGGAUUGGAUUAAAAUAUAACGGAAGCAAAAAGGAAUGGCAAUGGACUGGCGAUGGCCCAUCUAAACUUAAUUUGAAAACAGUGAAAUUAUUACAAGAUGGAGGCUGUGCACAUCUCAGUUUUGGAGGUAUACGUGAAGAUGACUGUGGUAGAAACCACCCCUGUAUCUGUGAAAGGAGAAUGGAUAAAUUCCCUAGUUCCAUGUAUAGUGUGAAGGAAAAGUAA
Messenger RNA from Peromyscus eremicus (cactus mouse), 828 nucleotides. RefSeq names its product killer cell lectin-like receptor 2. Bases 1 to 828 code for a protein of 275 amino acids. The record is from RefSeq and is a predicted model, not a curated record. The transcript is spliced from 6 exons. NCBI's taxonomy places the organism in Eukaryota, Metazoa, Chordata, Mammalia, Rodentia, Cricetidae.